AUGCACUUGUUCGAGCCCCGAAUUGUCGCAAAUUUUGGCCAAAAAUCGACGGAUGAUCCGGUGGGCAUGUCUAAAAUAAUAUUAAUUUUGAAAGGUCAUUUCCUUCACUGGAACAAAAGAUAAAGUAAUAUUCGGGACUCAUAAAGGCAAAUUGAUCCGUUGUCGAAUGGAAGCAGAUCAGCUUGUUUACGAUAAAAGCGUUAUGCUUUCAAGUGUAAGUUUACAUCUGAAAAAAUUUAAUCUUAAUUGAAGUUUAGCAAAACGCCAUACAGCAACUAUCGUAUGUCCCGCACAACGACUUGUUGAUGGCCGUAGUGGCUGACGGAAUUGUUCACAUAACAGAAUCAACUCUGACUGUAAGUUUUUUUCCCAAUAUUUUUUAUGUUUUUAGUUGUUAGCGACAACUGGAGCGGGUUCUGUUCUUUCAAUGGCCGUGAAUGCUGAUUCUAUUGGUCAGACCGCCGCCGAAGGGGUUUUAUUUGCCGUGGCGACUAACAAAAAGAGCAUUCUCAUUUGCAAACGAACGCAGGAGGACAAAGAAGUUACAGUGGACGUGUUGGAGAAGAUAAAUGUUUCUGGAGAAGUUUCGUUGUUGAGUUUCAGUGCGAAUUCCAUCUGCUAUGUGAUGGAUUCGAGGUAUUUUGUUGUCUCGUUGAGAGGUGGAGCGAGAGAACAUCAUGAACUGAUAGCUACAGAGGAUAAAGCGAUAAUUGAAGCAAUCAGAAGGGUGAGCUGGUCGAAAAAAAUUAUUUUUGUUUCUAAUUUUUAGGAUGAAUACUGUAUAAGUGCCGAUGAUGGUCUCUUAGUCUUUGUCGACUCAAAAGGAGUCUCAAAUCGGCCACCCAUAUCGACAAAUAUUAAUGUUCUUCAAGUCUGUUUUAUUGAUCCACUCUUAUAUGUGGUUGGACACAAUCAUCUCCUCAUUUACAAGUAUGUUUUCUACUCUGUUUUUGAUGUUAUUUUUUAGUUUAAAUGAUGAAACCUUCAAAGUUUCGAUUUCUAUUCCGAAUUUAUCGCAUGUCACUUCCACUGAGCAUGGAGUAUAUCUUUUGACCGAUGAAAAGGUGGUGAUGAAGCUGGAUCUUGCGGAUUAUGAAGGUUAUGUGAGUUUACCAAACAUCUUCAAUUGUGAAUUUGUAUUUUAGAUCCAAAAGUUGUACGAAGAGGAUCCGAAAAAAGGCCUUGAAGCCUUGGAAAAGCUGAAAUCAGCGUUGUGUCAUAAUUCGAAAGUUCAAAAUGUGAGUUUUUUAUUAUUAUUUUUUGAUUUUUAGUUUAUCCAAACAUUCCUCGAGAAAAUGGCUGUGAAAUACAUUGAGGAAGGAGACCAAGACGAAGGCCUCAGAUUAUUUAUCGAGUCGGACGCAGAUCCAAUCGUAAUCUUGUCAAGAAUCCGAAAAUUGAACACGCAAGCUGCGCAGGAGAUGAUAUUCAAAGAAAUUGAGCUCGCGGAUGAUAAGAUUAUGGAGUUUUUGGAGGCAUCGCUACUUAAAUCGGAAGAAAAUGAAACGAAAAAUGAAAUUAUGUCGUAUCUGAUCAGAUUGGAACUCCUCAUGGAUAAAAUAAAUUUGGAUCACCUCAACGAAAGCUUGUUAUUCGAUGACGAGCUUAGGGAAUGGAUCCUGGAGAAUGGAUAUCACUCGUUGGCGGCCGAGAUUUGUUUUGAGAAUGGGCUGAAACAUGAGGGAUUGGAAAUUUGGAAGGAGUUUGCGGAGAAAAAUGAUGGAAAAAAGGUGGAUUUCGAUGGAUUAAUGUUCCGAUUGGGAACAAUGUAAGUUUGUUUUGGUAGGGAAUUUUAUUGAGAGUAAAUAAUGAAGAUUUUACAGUCAAAAUAGCACGUUUUUUAAUCUUAUUUUACCUUUUUUUUGAAAAAUGAUGAUUUUUUGUGUUUUUGCAACUUUUUUUCUACCAUGGCAAUUGAAUCUGGUCUUAACUCAACGAGUCAACUCUAAUUUGACAUUUUAAGACCUAAAGACGGCAAUAAUUCCAUUAUCACUCACUUUGAUGACCUUAUUUUAGGUUGGAUGAGCCCUGUCUAAUCCAAAAAACCCUGCAGUGGCUGGCCCCGAAAUCCCCGGAAAACGCGAUGGAAAUUAUAAAUCAGCUGCCAAACUUGGAUUUCGAAUGGAUUUUAUCCAAUUUCAACACACAUAGCAAGAGAUUUGUCAUCGAUUAUUUCUCCCGAAAUCUUUUGGGUAAAGAUGUGGUAUGUUGAUGCCGUUUUCACAAAUUUUUUUUGUUAUAGUCGCAUGAUGUCUUGAUCGAAGUCAUAAGAAUCUACUCGAAAUUGAUUGAAGAAGAUUUGUUGGACCAGAAUCUAAGGAGAGACUUUAGAAAUCUCAUCUUUAAUAUCAAUUAUUCGGAGGAAAUUGCGGAAAUUUUGAAGAAAAAUGAGUGUUUGAAGUUUGAAAAUGCCGUCUUCUCAUCAAAAGUAAGUGUAAACUGCGAUAUGGUGAAGCACGCUAUGUAUGGUAUCAAUAUUGUACAUGAAAUUUUCAGCUGGAAAAUGUGGUAGAGAGACUGAGUUCGUUAUUGGAAGAGGAUCUGGAUCUUGCUGAAGCUUUAUUCCUUCGAUUUUGCGAUCAAAAGCCGGAGAUUGUCUACAUUAUUGCACCGUUUUAUCUGAAGGAAGAAAAGUAAGUGGUAAAAUACAAAUAUGGCUACUGUUUUACCCAAAUUAUGCGUCUGUAGAGUGAUCAUAAUGCUGUAAUAUGAAGUUGGGACAAGUAUUUUAUCGGUGGAGCCUUUCUGACCAAUCUGACAUAUUAGGCAGGCAACCAAAUUUUCUUACAAACUCGUUAUACGGUAUUUUUUUCUGAACUUCCGAUGUAUUUGACCAUCUUCAUCUUCAUAUGGUCGGUAUAGUGAACUUGUAAAUUUUAGUCCCUGUUUCUGCUGUAAAGGAUUCAGUAUAGAUUUAUAAUUAGGAUGGAAACAAAAAUUUAUACGGUCAUAAUAUACUGACCUUCCAGAUGAAGCACUGUGCAUGUCGCUGUUUUCAGUCCGGCGACUUUCCGGAGGGGUUUUUUUUUAAAAAUGCGCUACUCAGAAACGACCGGUAUCUUUAGAGGAAAUUCAGCGACUUUCCGGAGGGCUAAGUAAAUAUUAUAGUUUGGGAAAAUUUUUGGUUAGUUCGUGACAUGAAUUUUCUGCAAAGUCGGAGCUGGAAAUCCCGCAUACUUGUAUCUUUAAAAAAUUUGUUCAAUAUUAGUGCCAAGUAGAUCGAAAUAUAAUACCUUCUAGCCUCUCUUCUAACCUUGUUUUCCAGAGAUCCCACCUUCCAAAACCGAUUCCUCCACCUUCUUUCGCAGACUCGCCCCUUCAGAGGAGUCGAAAAAUUAUUUCCCAAACUCUCUUCGGCAUCCCCGGCUGAACUCCUUACAGUGAUCCACAAUUCCAUCGAACGGGUAGAAUCUGACCUCCAAACAUUGAAGAUCAGAGAAGCACUGAAUGAAUGUGUAAUAUCAACAACAGCUCACACAAAGAAGGAAAAGAAGGGAUUCUGGACGAAAGAGGGGGAUCGUUGUGACAUUUGUAGAGAAAGCUUGGAUCAAGAGAACAUAUCGUUCCUUAGGGAUGUUGCUGUCCAUACGAAAUGUGUUAGAAGGGUGUGA
Messenger RNA from Bursaphelenchus xylophilus (pine wood nematode), 3611 nucleotides. NCBI's taxonomy places the organism in Eukaryota, Metazoa, Nematoda, Chromadorea, Rhabditida, Aphelenchoididae. The record is from the annotation of a GenBank genome assembly.